This is a messenger RNA of Abrus precatorius (Indian licorice), 3751 nucleotides long. Its product is annotated as protein TPLATE-like. The transcript has 7 exons. Bases 82 to 3561 code for a protein of 1159 amino acids. Lineage: Eukaryota; Viridiplantae; Streptophyta; Magnoliopsida; Fabales; Fabaceae. Gene Ontology annotation, biological process: endocytosis. The record is from RefSeq and is a predicted model, not a curated record.
ACAUUCCCUCCAAAUCUGCAAUGCUUAAGACCAAAGUAAGAUCAUUCAAUGCUCCAAAUCUCCAAUUCUUGAACUCCAACAAUGGACAUCCUCUUCGCUCAGAUCCAAGCCGACCUCCGCUCCAACGACGCUCUCCGUCAAUCCGGAGCGCUCUUGCAGGCCCUCCAGCAGUCCGCUGCGGGCCGCGACAUCGCCGUCAUCGCCAAAACCGCCGUCGAAGAGAUCGUCGCUGCACCGGCCUCCGCGGUCUGCAAGAAGCUCGCCUUCGACCUCAUCCGAUCAACGCGCCUCACCCCCGACCUCUGGGAAACCGUCUGCGCCGGCAUCCGCAACGACUUUCACUUCCCCGACCCCGACGUCACUGCCGCCGCCGUCUCCAUCCUCGCCGCCAUCCCCUCUUACCGCCUUGCUAAACUCAUCGCAGAUUGCAACAAAGAGAUCUCUAAUUGCUUCGACUCCCCUAGCGACAACCUCCGCUUCUCCAUCACUGAAACCCUCGGCUGCGUCCUUGCCCGCGAUGACCUUGUAACGCUCUGCGAAAACAACGUUAACCUCCUCGACCGGGUUUCCGCAUGGUGGGGCCGCAUCGCCACCAACAUGCUCGACCGUUCCGACGUGGUUUCGAAGGUGGCGUUCGAUUCACUUGGCCGACUCUUCCAGGAGUUCAGUUCCAAGCGGAUGAGCAAGUUGGCCGGCGAUAAACUUGUCGACAGCGAAAAUUCCCUUGCUAUCCGCUCCAAUUGGGUGUCCUCCAUGGUAGAUUUCGUCUGGAAGAAGCGCCGCGCCCUCAUGGUGCGUUCCCUGAUCUUCCCCGUGGAGAAUUUCCGUGCCACCGUGUUUCCUGUGGUGUAUGCCAUCAAGGCGGUGGCCUCCGGCAGCGUGGAGGUCAUUCGCAAGCUCUCCAAGUCUUCUUAUGGUGCCAAUCCGGGUGUUGAAGUUGACUCCCAUGCGGAGAAGCUGGUGGGGGUUUCCGAUGUGGUUGCUCACUUGGCACCGUUCUUGGUUUCAGCGUUGGAACCGGCAUUGAUUUAUGAAGUGGGGAUCAAUAUGCUGUAUCUGGCUGAUGUUCCUGGUGGGAAGCCUGAAUGGGCGUCCCAAUCCAUUAUUGCCAUUCUCACUCUGUGGGAUAGGCAGGAAUUUGCUUCUGCCAGAGAGAGUAUUGUUAGGGCAGUUGUUACCAAUAUCCAUCUCCUUGAUCUUCACAUGCAGGUGUCACUGUUCAAGAGGCUACUUUUGAUGGUGAGAAACCUGAGAGCAGAAUCGGAUCGUAUGCAUGCUUUGGCGUGUAUAUGUAGAACAGCACUUUGUGUGCACCUAUUUGCCAAGGAAAGCGUAAGAAGAGGGCAGAAACCUCUUGCCGGAACAGACAUAGCUUCACUCUUUGAGGAUGCCAGAGUGAAUGAUGAUCUUAAUAGCAUUACAAGUAAAAGUAUAUUUAGGGAGGAGUUAGUUGCAUCGCUGGUGGAAAGCUGCUUUCAGUUGUCCCUGCCUUUGCCUGAACAGAAAAAUUCAGGCAUGGAGAGCAGGGUCAUUGGAGCUUUGGCAUAUGGAACUGGUUAUGGUGCAUUAAACUGGACUGAGCCUGCUUUGGAAGUGGUGGAGGUUUGUCGGCCAUGUAUUAAAUGGGAUUGUGAUGGCCGCACUUAUGCAAUCGACUGCUACUUGAAAUUGCUUGUUAGGCUGUGUUACAUUUAUGAUACUCGGGGUGGAGUAAAAAGAGUCAAAGACGGAGCCUCUCAGGACCAAAUUUUGAAUGAGACUAGAUUGCAAAACUUGCAACGUGAACUUGUGAAGGACUUACGCGAGGUCAAUACACCAAGAAUAUUGGCCCGCCUUAUUUGGGCUAUUGCAGAGCACAUUGAUAUAGAAGGAUUGGACCCACUCCUAGCAGACGACCCAGAUGAUCCUCUUAAUGUCAUUAUAUCAAAUAUUCACAAGGUUCUUUUUAAUGUUGAUUCAACUGCAGAAACAACUAAUAGAGUUCAAGAUGUACAGGCAGUUCUUAUAUCUGCCCAACGGCUGGCAUCACGCCACCCUAGGGCUGGGCAGAUACUUACCAAAGAGCUUGAAGAGUUUAGGAACAAUCCUUCAGCUGAUUCUGUCAGCAAGCAUCAAUGCCGAUUGAUAUUGCAGAGAAUCAAAUAUGCAUCAAGUCAUCAAGACAGCAAGUGGCCAGGGUUUACUGCAGCCAGAGGAGAUUACCCAUUUAGCCACCACAAAUUAACUGUUCAGUUUUAUGAAGCAUCUGCUGCUCAGGAUAGAAAGUUAGAAGGAUUAGUUCACGAGGCUAUUUUAGAGCUAUGGAGACCUGACCCCAGUGAAUUAACCCUUUUGCUGACAAAAGGUGUUGAUUCUACUUUACUAAAGGUUCCUCCAACUGCAAUUACUUUGACUGGAAGCAGUGAUCCCUGCUAUGUUGAAGGUUAUCAUUUAGCAGAUUCAAGUGAUGGGAGGAUCACUUUGCAUUUAAAGGUCUUAAACCUAACUGAGCUUGAAUUAAAUCGGGUGGAUGUACGCGUGGGAUUAUCAGGUGCAUUAUAUUAUAUGGAUGGUUCUUCUCAAGCAGUGCGGCAGUUGCGUAAUCUUGUUUCACAGGAUCCAGUGCUGUGCAGUGUGACAGUUGGCGUUUCACACUUUGAAAGAUGUGCCCUUUGGGUUCAAGUGUUGUACUACCCAUUCUAUGGUAGUGGUGCUGUUGGAGACUAUGAAGGUGACUAUGCAGAAGAGGAUCCUCAAAUCAUGAGACAGAAGAGAAGCCUAAGGCCUGAAUUAGGUGAACCUGUGAUUUUGAGAUGUCAACCUUAUAAAAUUCCAUUGGCUGAGCUUCUCUUGCCGCACCAAAUAUCACCUGUAGAGUUUUUCCGACUGUGGCCCAGUUUGCCAGCUAUUGUAGAAUAUACUGGUACAUAUACUUACGAAGGAAGUGGUUUUAAGGCUACUGCAGCUCAACAGUAUGGUGCAUCUCCUUUCUUAAGUGGACUGAAAUCCUUGUCUUCCAAGCCAUUCCAUAAAGUUUGUUCACAUAUUAUCCGAACAGUGGCAGGGUUUGAGAUGUGUUAUGCUGCUAAAACUUGGCAUGGUGGCUUCUUGGGCAUGAUGAUUUUUGGUGCCAGUGAAGUGAGUAGAAAUGUGGACUUGGGUGAUGAGACAACGACCAUGCUGUGCAAGUUUGUGGUACGAGCAUCUGAUGCAUCUAUAACUAAGGAGAUCGGAUCAGAUCUCCAGGGUUGGUUGGAUGACCUUACUGAUGGCGGGGUGGAGUAUAUGCCUGAAGAUGAAGUGAAAGUAGCUGCUGCCGAGAGGCUUCGGAUAUCCAUGGAAAGGAUAGCCUUGUUAAAGGCAGCCGAACCACGACCCAAGACCCCAAAAUCUGACGAUGAAGAUGAAGAGGAUGAUAAAGACGACAAUAAAGAAAAGAAAGAUGGUGAUGAAGAUGAGAAAAAGGGGCCUUCAACACUAUCGAAGUUAACUGCUGAAGAGGCUGAACAUCAAGCACUUCAAGCAGCAGUGCUACAGGAGUGGCAUAUGCUCUGCAAGGAUAGAAGUACCGAAGUUAAUUAACUAUUUUCCUUUCUGUUUUGGGUUGCUAUUUUUACUUCUGGGUUUUUCGAGAAAUGUAUGAGUAUAUUCUUUGUACUCUUUAUUUUACAUAUACCAGUUAGGUAGAAACUAAAAUUUGCCCGAGAAACGAUUGAGUGUAUUCUUUUUACAAAGAAAGCCUGUACUAUUUAAAUGAAGUCUAGCCUUUAUC